Messenger RNA from Cyprinodon variegatus (sheepshead minnow), 1202 nucleotides. RefSeq names its product olfactory receptor 1J4-like. Gene Ontology annotation, biological process: G protein-coupled receptor signaling pathway. Gene Ontology annotation, cellular component: membrane. The transcript has a single exon. Lineage: Eukaryota; Metazoa; Chordata; Actinopteri; Cyprinodontiformes; Cyprinodontidae. The record is from RefSeq and is a predicted model, not a curated record. The coding region runs from base 90 to 1061 and encodes 323 amino acids. Gene Ontology annotation, molecular function: G protein-coupled receptor activity; olfactory receptor activity.
AAUUAUAUCAAAUACAUGAAUGUUUUUGUAUAGUUUCAUUUUUCUUUUUUUUUUCUUAGAUGCUUUGAGUUUUUGAAGGUAUUUUCAUCAUGUCAGAGAGCAAUCAAAGCAGAGUAACUGAAUUUAUACUAACUGGAUUUCCUGGACUUCAUCCAGAAUAUUAUUGUAUUGCUUCAUUUGUUUUAUUCUUAGUCUAUGUGGUGACUGUUAUUGCAAAUAUCACUGUGUUUUUCUUAUUUGCAACUAACCAGAGCCUUCACAAACCAAUGUAUUACAUAAUUUUAAAUGUAUCUGCCUGCGAUCUUCUCUUCAGCACAACAACUUUACCUAAAAUCAUCAGUAGAUACUGGUUUCAGUCAGAGAGCAUUUCCUUUACUGGUUGUUUUGUCCAGAUGUACUUUGUACACUAUUUAGGCUCUGUUAAUUCUUUUAUUUUCUUCCUGAUGGCUUUCGACAGGUAUGUUGCUAUUUGUCAUCCUCUCCGAUAUACAACAGUCCUUAAAAAAAACACAGUCCACAUUCUCAGCAUGACUGCAUGGAUUAUUACUAUGGGGUUCCCUUUAAUGUUAGUCAUUAGAGCAUAUCCUCUUCCUUACUGUGCAUCAAAUGUUAUUCAUCACUGUUACUGUGAUCAUAUAGGAAUAACAGUUCUGGCCUGCACAGACAGAGCUCCUUAUUCUUUUCCUGCUUUUGUGGGGGCAAUGAUUACACUGUUAGUACCUUUGGCAUUUAUUGUUUUCUCCUAUUUCUCAAUAUUUAUAGAAAUAAGUAAGGUAGUAGGUCCAAAAAAAUGUUUUAAGUCUCUGUCUACAUGUAGUACUCAGUUAAUUAUUAUCUCACUGUAUUAUGUACCUCGAUGUUUUGUGUAUUUUGCUAGCCAAGUUGGGAUUACAUUUAGUGCUGAUUUGAGAAUAGUUAUUAUAAUGUGCUAUAGCCUUGUCCCUCCAAUGAUAAACCCACUUAUCUACUGCCUAAGAGCUAAAGACAUCAGAGAGUGUUUAUUAACACUAGUCUACAGAAUAACUGGACAAAAAGCUCAAGUUUUACCAGCUAAUGAUUAAUCAUAAUUAUUUCUUUUUAAGUAUAACUGAAAACCUGGUCCUGAAAAUCUAUAUAUUUUUUAAGAUUAUCACAAUAUCAGAAGAAACUAUUGUGUUAAUGUGAUUUCAUAUUCCGUUUGUAAAUUACAAGUGACAAAUCAC